Messenger RNA from Phragmites australis (common reed), 1683 nucleotides. Its product is annotated as rop guanine nucleotide exchange factor 9-like. Gene Ontology annotation, molecular function: guanyl-nucleotide exchange factor activity. The transcript is spliced from 8 exons. Bases 118 to 1683 code for a protein of 521 amino acids. The record is from RefSeq and is a predicted model, not a curated record. NCBI's taxonomy places the organism in Eukaryota, Viridiplantae, Streptophyta, Magnoliopsida, Poales, Poaceae.
CUCUGCGCGCGCGUAAUCUCGGCUCAUCGAUCCUUUCCGGUGACAAUGCAUUUCUAGCGCUCCGCUCGAGGCCUCGAAAGUUGCACCCUUUACAGUUUUGAGGUUCACGGCAGAUCGAUGGCGGCGAUCGGCGGGGCGCAGCUGGAGCGGCGGAGCUCGGUGCGGCGAUCGCAGAGCAUGGUGCUGGAGGAGGACCGGGGCCCGCCUGCCGACGAGGAGCUCAUGAUCCGGAGCCAGGGGUCCAACGAGCCGGGCGGGCCGCUCAAGAUCGGCGCCGUGCUCGACAAGGACAGCGCCGCGCCCAAGUCGCGCCUCUCCAAGGACGACCACGGCGGGGCACAUUCCGAGAUGGAGCUGAUGAAGGAGAAGUUCGCCAAGCUGCUGCUCGGGGAGGACAUGUCGGGGUCCGGGAAAGGGGUGCCCUCCGCGCUCGCCCUCUCCAACGCCAUCACCAAUCUUGCAGCGUCUGUCUUUGGCGAGCAACGGAAGUUGGAGCCCAUGUCCCCAGACAGAAAGGCGAGGUGGAAGAAAGAAGUCGGCUGGCUUCUGUCCGUCGCCGAUCACAUCGUCGAGUUCGUCGCCAAGAAACAAGUCCUGGACAACGGGACUGAAAUGGAGGUGAUGGGGACGCAGCAACGACGGGAUCUCCAGGCAAACAUACCAGCACUGCGCAAGAUCGACACCAUGCUUCUCGACUACCUCGACAAUUUCAAAGAUCGCAACGAGUUCUGGUACGUGAAGCGCGACUCGUGCUCGGACAGUGAAAAGGAGGGAACACAAAGGUCAGAUGAGAAAUGGUGGAUACCGAUCGUCAAGGUGCCCCCGAACGGGCUGUCCCCGGCUUCGAGAGGCUGGCUCCAGCACCAGAAGGAGCUGGUGAACCAGGUACUCAAGGCGGCGAUGGCCAUCAACGCCAACUGCCUCAUGGAGAUGAAGAUCCCUGAAACAUAUCUAGAGGCACUCCCCAAGAACGGGAGAGCGAGCCUUGGGGACGCGCUGUACCGGAUCAUAACGGACGUGGAGUUCGACCCGGAUGUGUUCCUGUCGACGGUGGACCUGACGUCGGAGCACAAGAUCCUGGACCUCAAGGAUCGGAUCGAGGCGUCGGUGAUCAUCUGGAACAGGAAGGUGCACAACAAGGACGGCAAAUCGGCGUGGGGCUCCGCCGUCAGCCAGGAGAAGAGGGAGCAGUUCGAGGAGCGGGCGCAGACCCUGCUGCUCAUCAUCAAGCACAGGUUCCCCGGCAUUCCCCAGUCCACCCUCGACAUCGCAAAGAUACAAGAAAACAGGGACGUUGGGUUUGCACUCCUGGAGAGCUACUCCAGGGUCCUGGAGAGCUUGGCGUUCAACGUCAUGUCCCGGAUAGAGGACGUCAUCGACGCCGACAACCUCACCAGGGAGAAGGCCAAGAAGGACGCGCAGCCCACGCCGGCCCCGGCAGAGGAGGUCGCGGAACGCCAUGAUCCCCAGGCGGCGGGCGAGCAGGAAGAUCAAAGCAGGACCCUGCUGGACUUCAUGGGCUGGACCGGCGACGACAAAUCGCCUCUGCCGCCGCCCGACCCACCGGCACAGGACAACGGGAGGCUGAUGAAACCGCCCAACAUCAUGACGAACUUGAAGCAGACGUACAUGGACAAGCUGGACUUCCUCGGUGGGCACAAAAGCCCGACCGGUCGCCAUUAG